UGUGGGGUUGGGAGGAGAGGAAGCGGUUUGAGUAAGCAAGUGUCCAAGGGGCCGAGUGGGCUUUUGUUGUCUCAAUCACAUCCCCAGAGUUAGAGGGUGGAGAGGAGGGUUAGAAAUCACCUGAGCAGGCCGCUGGGGUUCAGGGCAGAGAGGUACUCCAUGGUGGCGGGAAGGAGUAGGGGAGGUUGCCUCUCCCCAGUGAGUUCUGGGUUGGGUGGGUCUCUGCUGUACUGGGGCUGAAAUGUUGGUGUUUUCUGUUACACAGCUGAUAUCCCAGCCCCAGUCAAGUGGGGAAUGAGUCAAUCCUGGACUCUGGACCCUCUGCCUGGCCUAUAAGAAGGACAAAGUCCAAGAGGAGGGAGCGGGGGAAGGGCCUAGAUGGGGUCCUGGAUGAAGGAUUGAGGCCUAGACUUGCCCAGAAAAAGCCACAGAAGCUUGUGUGUGUUUCUGGUGUGGGCAUGUAUUUUGAGAGUAAAUGGGAACUAUAUAAGAGGAUGGCUUGUAACCUCUGGUGUUUUUUCUUUGGAAGAAUGUUUCCAGGGAGUUUUCUGGCUCCUAUCUGAGAAGCUGCAUUCUAUGAGAGCAGCGCUGUAUGUGCUGCCACCUACCGGAAAAACCAUAAGCUGCAGCUUAGGGGAAGGGAGGCAGGGGCUUGGAGAAAAUGAGGGUGUGCUUGGGUGGGGUGUGAGGAGAGACUGGCUUUGUCUGUGUCCACUGAAGUCAGGGUGUCUCCUUGAAGCCUAGUCACCAGGAUUCUGUCUGGGAUCCUGACCUUCCAGCUGUCCUCCUUCCUCCUUGGCCCAGGGGAGGGGCUGGCUCAACAUCUCUCUCACGUCAUUCACCAGAACCGCCUGCUUCAGCCACACUUGACUAGUCAUUUUCCCUCUCACCUUUCUCCUUUUGCCGCUUACUUAUUGUGCAUGAAGGAGAUGCAGAUUUUGGGGGGAGGGAGGAGGAGGUGGAGCUCCUUCGAUGGCAGCAGGACUUCAGCUCUUGGUGCCCUGUGUCCUUUAUCUCUGAUUUCAGCUGUAGCUGUGACGGACAGUUGUGUGGAAGCGCAGACUCUCACACACGGUGAAACCCUUAUCUGAGCACAAGUCUGUUUUCCUGCCUGGGAGCCUCAUCUGAAGCUGAGGCAGCUCACUCAGCCUCUGACGAAUACAAGCUGGAUGUGUGUAUGGGGCUUAAAGCCUCUGGGGCAACCCUCAAACAAUGGGAGCUGGGGGUAAAUGCCCCAGUCUUCUGUCUUUCUGGAAGGCACUCUGUAUGCUUCUUGGAAGUUUCCAAUGGCUCUUUCUAAUGGAGACCCUGGUGGUGUAGUGGUUGGGUGCCACGGCUGCUAACCAAAGGGUCGGCAGUUCGAGUCCGCCAGGUGCUCCUUGGAAACUAUCAAGCAGUUCUACUCCGUCCUGUAGGGUCACUAUGAGUCAGAAUCGACUCGACAGCACUGAGUUUGUUUUUUGUUUUUUUUUCUUCCUUAUCUUACCCUGCGCCCUGAGCUGAACUCCCAAAUUCAGGAUUACUUGUACCUAAGCCUUUAACCCAGACUCUGCUUGGACAAUGCUCCUGGUGUCCUGGCUUCCAGGGAACCCUCAGUACUGGCUAUUGGCUGGGCAGAGUACUUUCAUUCCCCUUCCUUCAACUCUAUCCAUCUCUGAGGUCCCUCUGAAAUCUCUUCAUUUCCAAGCUUUGCUUGACCUCUCCAUCAGAGAGGGCUUUUUCUUCCCACUGCACUCUGCUUUAUUCCUGCCUGGUGCCCUGGUGCAGCAAGGCAGUGUGGUCUCUUCGCAGUUCUGUGCUGACUCCCCAACCAAGUUAUAAGCUUCUUACACCUCUGUGGUUCUUCCUGUCCCCACACCCCACCCCAGAAGGUGGAGGCUGGGGGGAUUGGUACCAGAGCUGGGAAAGGAAUGCAAGCAGAAGCAAGACCUAGGAUCAGGAUUCAGCAGGAUGCCCCUACUCGCCUCCAUGAGCCCUGAGCCCUAUCUGUACUUCUUCAGCUGAUCCUGUUUCCAUGUGGAGGCAGGCUCUCACUCGCCUAUACCUGUUAGAGGUGGGAAGGAGUGGGAUGAGGGAGGGGCCCCAGAAAAGGCACAGGAUGAGCCCGACCUAGUCCCUCCCCAUUCUCACCUCACUCUCUGCAAAUGUGACAGGCACAGGACUGGAAUAGGCACCUUGCCCUCCACUGCUUUGCCUUUCAGCUUCGCCAGGCCUCUUGUGGGCUCCCAAACUUGCUUGCUCCCAGCUGGGUAAGUGGAUCUGCCGUUGUACCUUUACUACCCCCUGGACGAAGGAGGGGCCAGGCUAGAGGGGUGGAGGUAGUAAUAGCCUGGGAGUCAGGACAGGGGGUCUGGUUCCCACUGGGCUCUGGGAAGAAACCAGGAGUUGAGGUCAGUUGUGUGGGAGCAGGGAAUCUGGGUUCCAAGAAGGAGUAGGGCUUGAGUGGGACUGGGGUCUUCAAGGCAGUCAAAGGCCCCAGACAGAAGAGAGGCAGGCUGCAGGGGGCUGUGGGGAUGCAAAGUCCCGUCUCCCCUGAUAUUAGGCACCUUCUAUGGCACCUUCCAGCCCCCCACAGCGCACAAGAAUGCCCUGCUACAGUUUUCCGGGGAACCAGACGCUACUGAGCUCGAAGGCCUCAAGAGCCACAGGCACCGCCUUCCUGCUGUUGGCGGCACUGCUGGGGCUGCCCGGCAACGGCUUCGUUCUGUGGAGCUUGGCUGGCUGGCGGCCUGCAGGGGGGCGACCACUGGCGGCCACACUCGUGCUGCACCUGGCGCUGGCUGACGGCGCGGCGCUGCUGCUUACGCCGUUCUUCGUGGCCUUCCUGGUGGGGCAGGUCUGGCCGCUGGGCCCGGUGGGCUGCAAGGCUGUGUACUACGUGUGCUCGAUCAGCAUGUACGCCAGCGUCCUGCUCACCACCCUGCUCAGCCUGCAGCGCUGCCUCGCCGUCACUCGCCCCUUCCUGGCGCCCCGGCUGCGCAGACGGGCCCUGGCCCGCCAUCUGCUGCUUGCCGUCUGGCUGGCCGCCCUGCUGCUCUCCAUCCCGGCCGCCGUCUACCGCCAUCUCUGGCCUGACGACGUGUGCCAGCUGUGCCACCCGACGUCGAAUCACGCCGCCGUCCAUCUUGGCCUAGAGACCCUGACCGCCUUCGUGCUUCCCUUCGGGCUGGUGCUCGGCUGCUACGGCGUGACGCUGGCUCGGCUGCGAGGUGCCCGCUGGGGUGCCGGGCGACACCGGACGCGGGUGGGCCGGCUGGUGAGAGCCAUCGUGCUAGCCUUCGGCUUGCUCUGGGCCCCCUACCACGUGGUCAACCUUCUGCAGGUGGCCGCUGCGCUGGCUCCGCAGGAAGGGACCUUGGCGAGGCUUGGCGGGGCAGGCCAGGCUGCGCGGGCAGGAGCUACGGCCUUGGCCUUCUUCAGCUCUAGCGUCAACCCUGUGCUCUACGUGUUCACCGCCGGGGACCUGUUGCCCCGGGCAGGUCCCCGUUUCCUUACUCGGCUUUUCGAAGGCUCUGGAGAGGCACUAGGGAGUGGCGGUUCAAGGGAGGGCACCAUGGAGCUCCGAGCUACCCCUCGGCUAAAAGUAGUGAGGCAGGGCUGGAGCAAUGGGGACCCUGGGGUUAAGGUGGAGAGGGACACUUAGGGAUGGGCCCUUUGACACCAAACUCUACACCUGGGCUUGCCCUUUCCCAGCCCCUUCCAUUGCCCUUAGGAACUCAGGGAACCACCUGGACAUUUAGGGAACACUUCUCUGACCACAGUCUGUCUGGGCAGAAUUAUACACCUAGGGCAGGCACAGGUUUCUCCAUACUGAGGCAUUGUGAGGGUGCUGACGGUCUGUGUUAAUAAGUGUCGUGUGCUUGCAGGUUGACAUGUACCCAUGUGCCAGCACUGCUUGGUUCUUGCCAAUAGCUAUGUGAAAUACAUUGGUCAUCUAUUAGGCGAUGGCUUUAGAGUUUGCUCCCCCUGGUGGUUCAUCAUGCCUGAGUUGUACUGAAGCCCACCUGGUUCUUUGGUUGGGCCAGGCCAGGGCUAGGCACUGCCAGCCUUCAGUGGCAUCUUGGCCUGCCCUCCCCAGCCCAGGUGGCCUGGUUCCCUGACACUUUUGAGUUUGGGGAUGUAGGGGACAUCCAUGUGCACACAUAUGUGGUCACUAGGGUGACCAACUUGUCCAAGUUUGCCCAUGACUUGCCCAGUUUUAGCACUGAAAACCCUGCAUCCCAGUAACUCCCUCAA
Loxodonta africana (African savanna elephant) is the source of this 4236-nucleotide messenger RNA. RefSeq names its product leukotriene B4 receptor 2 (gene LTB4R2). Gene Ontology annotation, cellular component: plasma membrane. Gene Ontology annotation, biological process: neuropeptide signaling pathway. NCBI's taxonomy places the organism in Eukaryota, Metazoa, Chordata, Mammalia, Proboscidea, Elephantidae. Gene Ontology annotation, molecular function: G protein-coupled peptide receptor activity; leukotriene B4 receptor activity. The transcript has a single exon. Bases 2552 to 3643 code for a protein of 363 amino acids. The record is from RefSeq and is a predicted model, not a curated record.